AUGUUAAUUCUCGUGGUUGACAAGCCUUUACGGGAGAAACUCGUUUUGAUAGAUAUCAUCCAACACUUGGGUGUGACUUACCCUUUUAAAAACGAGACCAAUGAAAUCUUGAAACAGAUCUAUGAGACUCAAUUUGAUCUUGAUACCAUUAACGAUGAUAUAUUAGAGCUUUACGAAGCUUCAUAUUCACGAGUACAUGGAGAAGAUAUACUAGAGAAAGUCACAAGUAACCAAGGCCUUAAACCGACCGAUUUGCAGGGCAUUACCUUACCAAGGCUAGAAGCUAAAAGAUAUAUUUCUAUCUAUCAAAAAGAUGUUUCACAUAAUAAAAUACUUCUACACUUUGCUAAAUUGGAUUUCAAUUACUUGCAAUCUCUUUAUAAGAAAGAGCUCAAAUUUCUAUACCGGUAUUGGAAGGACAAACAUAUUACAACUAAACUACCAUUUGUACGAGAUCAAGUAGUGGAAUGUUACUUAUGGAUAUUAGGAGGAUUUUAAGAACCUCAAUUAUCUUCUCUGAAAAUUAUAAUGACUAAAUUAGUUUUCAUGAUAGUAAUAAUUGAUGAUAUGUAUGAUGCAUAUGGAACAUUUGAAGAGCUUAAACAUUUUACCGAUGCAAUUGAAAGGUUCUGGGAUAUGAAAACUGUAGAUAAUCUCCGAGACUAUAUGAAACUAUGCUAUAAAUUAGUUUUUGAAUUAUAUGAGGAAAUUGAAAAGGAGAUCAUCAAAAGAGGAACCAUAUAUCGAAUUCAAUAUGUAAAACAAAAGUGGUUCAAUGAAAAUAAUAUACCACUAAUCGAAGAGUACAUGCUGAUUACAAUGCAUUCAACUGCAUAUCACUUGUUCUUGACUGUUGCUUUUGUAGUUAUAGAAGAUACUGUAACAAAAGACAUGUUUGACUGGGUUGCUAGCAAGCCAAAGAUUGUGAUAGCAGCAACACUUAUUGCCAAAUUCAUGGGCGAUAUUUGUUUUUCAUAA
Messenger RNA from Carica papaya (papaya), 978 nucleotides. The record is from RefSeq and is a predicted model, not a curated record. Lineage: Eukaryota; Viridiplantae; Streptophyta; Magnoliopsida; Brassicales; Caricaceae.